GUAUCUGUUGGUAUGCCACUCUCCGGUCUUCGUCAAGCAUCUUCCUCACAGCAGUAAUGUCUUCCUCUGUCACUGACGUUCGCAGCCUUCCGUUCCUCUCAGCGUCCUUCAGAGUGAAAUUGCCGCUUUGGAAUUCUCUGUACCACCUGAAUAUAGUCGUACGAUGAGGACCAUCAUUCUUUAACGCAAUGCACUGUUAUACCGUAAAACUGCCCUUAUGUCUUACGUGGCCACGAUGCCACAGUCCGCAC
Molecule: messenger RNA, 251 nt
Organism: Acanthoscelides obtectus
Lineage: Eukaryota; Metazoa; Arthropoda; Insecta; Coleoptera; Chrysomelidae
Source: the annotation of a GenBank genome assembly